Molecule: messenger RNA, 474 nt
Organism: Adineta ricciae
Lineage: Eukaryota; Metazoa; Rotifera; Eurotatoria; Adinetida; Adinetidae
Source: the annotation of a GenBank genome assembly
AUGGAAAUGAUGCAGGGAAUGCCUCCACGUCGGCGUCCUCCAAUGAUGCCAAGACCAUACGGACAUGGUCAACCAGUACCUUAUGGUGGUAGAUCUCACAAUCCAGCUCGCGUCGCUCCUGCAGCACCAGUAGCAGCACCUGUUCAUACGGUUGUGGUACCUGCUGCUCCUGGCACUAGUAUUCCUGCUCACAUAGCUACUGUUCACCCGGCUACAGGUUUCGUCACUGUUGCAACUGUUGCUGGUCCUGUUGCUAUACCAGUAACGGCGGCGGCAGCUGCACCCGCAGUUUAUACACAAGUACCUGUGAUACCUCCUGCAGUGCCUCCCUCUGCACGACCAGUGGCUAGACCUGGUGUAAUGCGUCAACCUCCUAUGGGAUAUAACAGUCCAUUCGGACCAAAUGGGCCACCCAUAGUAAGAGGCGGACCUGUGCCUCCUGGUUAUCGUCGAGUCAUUGCUCGUCGUCGUUAA